GAAAUUCUUCGUAUAACUAACGGAUGAAGUGAUAAAAAUUGAGCCCAAAAUCUAUUGUCGACAAGUUUUCUUCAAAUCAUAGAUACAUUUGGAUGAAAAGGUCGUUUCAUUGCUUACAUAAGACAUGAAUACCAAAUCCAAAAUUCUUAUGUCCACCGACUCUGAGGGCUACGACGAGAUUGUGGCCAAAGAAGACCCACAACGAGAGGCUGUUGUGCUCAGACUGAAGAAGGUUUUCAAAGAACUAUUGGAGACCAUCGGCGAAGACACCGAAAGACAAGGACUUAAGAGGACUCCUGAACGGGCGGCCAAAGCGCUCUGGUAUUUCACUCAUGGAUAUCACGUUCAUCUCAAUGACAUGAAUACCAAAUCCAAAAUUCUUAUGUCCACCGACUCUGAGGGCUACGACGAGAUUGUGGCCAAAGAAGAUCCACAACGAGAGGCUGUUGUGCUCAGACUGAAGAAGGUUUUCAAAGAACUAUUGGAGACCAUCGGCGAAGACACCGAAAGACAAGGACUUAAGAGGACUCCUGAACGGGCGGCCAAAGCGCUCUGGUAUUUCACUCAUGGAUAUCACGUUCAUCUCAAUGAUCUGCUAAAUGACGCCAUUUUCAAUGAAGAUCACGACGAGAUGGUUAUCGUUAAAGACAUUGAAAUGCAUUCAUUAUGUGAACAUCAUUUGGUCCCUAUAUAUGGUCACGUAAAUCUGCUAAAUGACGCCAUUUUCAAUGAAGAUCACGACGAGAUGGUUAUCGUUAAAGACAUUGAAAUGCAUUCAUUAUGUGAACAUCAUUUGGUCCCUAUAUAUGGUCGCGUGUCAAUCGGAUAUUUGCCUAACAAGAAGGUGUUGGGUGUGAGUAAGUUGGCCAGGGUGGUCGAAAUGUUCAGUCGAAGACUCCAAGUUCAGGAGCGGAUGACUAAACAGAUAGCCGUUUGCAUUACUGAAGCCAUACAACCGGCCGGAGUGGGAGUUGUUAUCGAAGCGACCCACAUGUGUAUGACUACGAGAGGGGUUCAGAAGACUAACAGCAAGACCAUCACGAGUGCAAUGCUCGGUGUGUUUCGCGAGGACUCCAAAACCAGAGAGGAAUUCCUUUCAUUGAUUAGACACUAAGUCCUGUACUUAUGGUUUCAUUUCGAGAAUCAAAUGUUGGAAAUAAUUAAAACGAUUCAUUUUCAC
Oppiella nova is the source of this 1180-nucleotide messenger RNA. Lineage: Eukaryota; Metazoa; Arthropoda; Arachnida; Sarcoptiformes; Oppiidae. The record is from the annotation of a GenBank genome assembly.